Molecule: messenger RNA, 3307 nt
Organism: Drosophila innubila
Lineage: Eukaryota; Metazoa; Arthropoda; Insecta; Diptera; Drosophilidae
Product: X-linked retinitis pigmentosa GTPase regulator
Exons: 5
Coding region: 1-3225 (1074 amino acids)
Cellular component (GO): cytoplasm
Molecular function (GO): guanyl-nucleotide exchange factor activity
Source: RefSeq, a predicted model, not a curated record
AUGGAUAUACCCAGUAGUGGUGCUAUAUUUACGCUGGGCAAAUCCCAUUUGGCGGAGAAUACACAAAGUUAUUUCUACAUCAAGAAUGAUCCGGUCAAACGUUUGAUAUCCGGACCGCAUCAGAGUGCGGUUAUAUGCGAAUCUGGACGUCUUUUUGUUUGGGGCGAGAAUCAUUAUGGCCAGCUCGGCAUUGGCGGACACGGCAACAAAGCCAACAGCAACAAUAGCAAUAACAACAAUGGAGAUAUUGUCAGCAAGCCAACUUGCGUUAAAUCGCUUAAAACUCUUGGCCUAAAGAUAAACGAUGCCGCUUUUGGACAAAAUUGGGCGGUGAUAAUGACACUUUCCAAUGAGAUUUUCUUUACGGGACGCAACAUCUUUCCCGUGGACACGCAUGUGGCACAGCAUUUCAUUGAUGCCGUCGUCGAGGAGCAACCGUGUGCGAUCAUUAGAAAGCCCUUUCGCCUGGAGGAAUUCGAUGAUUAUCUCUCAAAGAACGAGGAGACGGACAACUUCAUAGCUGUGCAAGCGGGCAACGAGCACUUUGUGGUGUUGACCACCAAGGGUCGCUUGAUUGGCUGUGGAUCGAAUGCGGAGCAGCAGCUGGGGGAUCUGGAGGUGGACUAUGACGGGCAUCCUGUGGAGAUACUUUUGGAUGCUGCAGUGCAGCAAUUUGCCUGUGGACCAAUGUCAACUCUGGUCUUAACAGCGAGUGGGAAUUUGUUUUUGACAGGUCGCCUGAAUGAGUUUGUUUUCCCCAAGUUCACGGAACUGCAGAAGAAUCUCUCGCAGACGGAGAGAAUCAUUUUCAUGCACAUCUCAAAGGCUAGCGAGAUCUUCAUAGUGACCAAUGUGGGCAGCAUCUAUCGCAGCUUUGAAUCGUUGCGAAACAAGAGCUUGGUCUUUCAGCGUUUCUACGAUUACGACAGCGAGGAGAAUGGUCCCAUUUGGAAGCUAUUGAAGGGUUUUUCCUUUUACGCCGUGCUCAGCAAGGCGAACAAGUUCUUUACCACCUUCUCGGAGAGUGGCCAUCAUCUGAAGACCUUUCGCGAGAUCUCCAAGUUUAAGAAUUUACGUCUGCUCGACAUUGCAGUGGGAGAGCAGCAUAUUCUGGUCCAGGGACUACCCAGAUCGUCUACUCUGUCAGCUACAGCUGGAGCCACGGCGGAACCCCACAGCUAUAUGAGUCGCAGCUUUGUGUUGCAGCCAAAGGAUCCCAAUGGCAAUCCUGAGAUGCGCAGCGCCAGCGGCAGAAGUCUAACCAAGCAAAACGCUUUGAAAGAGCCGGAAACAGACACGGAACAAGGAUUCAAUGCAAUGGGAGCAAGUGUAGCAGCUGUGGGUGCAGGCGUGGCCACAUUGGAGGCAGUGAAGCACAUGUCGAAUGAGCAGGGAGAUCAACAGGAAGAGGAUGAGCAACCGGAAGAAACUAAACCCAAGGAAGAGGAGAACAAAGCAGAGGAGGCAGAACAAGCGUCAAAGGGAGAAGUGAUUAAUGGCAACGUGGAGCAACCAGAAAGCAACCAAGCAGAGAAGGAUCAGGAGCUGCAAGAAGCUUUACAUGCUGAAGCCGAAAAAAGUGAAGCAAUUCCCCAAGUAGAGAAGGAUGAGAAGCAGAAGGAACUGGCAUCGGAUCAAAUGGAGCCCUCUGCACCAAUGGAGAGUCCAGCUCGAGAGGUAACAAGCGCAGCUGCAGUGGAAUCCAUAGCCAAGCUACCAACUCCACCUGCAAGCACGCCUUCACCUCAGAAAUCCUCUACAGAAUCUUUAAACUCGAGCAAGUUUGCGUACCAGGAAAAAUCGCAGUCGUCAAACAGCCAGGAGAAGCAGCUUCGACCACGAACUCCUUAUCCGGAUAGCAGCAAUGCAAGUACUCCCCAGACCAUUAAAAGGACGCCCAUACGCAACUUCUCCUAUGAGGCGGCCAUGAAUCAUGAUGAAAUCGAACGCACCUCACCCGAUCUUGUGGACAGUCUGGAUACAGUGGAAGAGAAUAGUCUAGCUGAGGGUUUACCGCAUACAGACAUACAGAUAUCCACGCCCACACCGCCCACUGAGGAGGAUGAGCAACUGGCCGUGGAAAUAACCACCACUGAGGAUGCAGAGGACAGCACAAAGGUGGUAAAUGAGAUACGCUUUAUCAACAAUGGCAUCGAUGUGACAGCCAAGGUGGAGGAGCAAAUGCCGGACACCCCACUGGGUGAUUCUGUGGAGGAAUUGGAGUCGGAGAGCGAGCAAAUGCUGCAGGAUCUAGAGCAGCAUGUGGACAAAGUGGUAGUCGAGCAAAAGGAAGAGGCUGUGAAGGCCACCGAAGGCGUUGGCACUGCCAUCGAAUCAAAGCUGCUGGAAACGCGGGAUUCCAUGCAGUCGGCGAUGCGCAAAGCAACCACAGGAGCACGAGAUGCCGUUGGAGCAACCGGCGAGCGAAUGGCCAACGGAGCACAACGCAUGGCGUAUGGGGCCAGAGAUGCAGUCGAUGCGGUGGGAAAGAGCGCACAACGCAUGGCCAGCGAUGCGAAGCAUUCCAUGGAGCAGGCGGGCAGCAAUGCAGCCAAAGCGGCAUCAAAUACAAAGGAAUCUAUGGGCAAGGCCAUGGACUCGAUGACCAACAAGAUAUCCAGCGAAGUUGAUGGCGUCAAAGAGAACAUUUCAUCGUUGUUUCAAAUCAAGGCUGCCAAGGAAGUGCAGCUCACAACGACGCCCAGUUCGACACCGGAAGAGGCCAGGACAAAGGGUAACAGUGAUACAGCUGGCUCCGUCGAGGGAGAGGGCGAGAGAGAGGGAGAGGAAGAUGAACGCACCACGGCAUCGGUUAACUCAAACCACAAUUCUGCAAGCAAUGGCAAUGGAAAUCGAUUGGAGGCAGAUACCAUUAAUGCCUACGAGGAGGAUCCACUUGAUGCGGUGGUGGAGCGUGGCAAGAAGGCCAUGCAGGAGGAGUUACGUGCCUUGGAGGAGCAGCGUGCCCAAUCCCAUGUCCACAACCAAGCAGAAAAGCCUCGAAGGCAGAGCACGGAGAGCAAGGGAAUUGUCCAGCAGUUUCUCGAUGGCAUGCGUCUCUCGUGCCGCAACGAGAAGGCCGUACAAAUUGAAGAUGAACCUCCACCGCCGUCGCAGACGUCGCAGCCGCCACACUACAGCAAAAACAAAGUCAACAGCGAGCUGAGCCUACAGAAUGGACAAAAUGGAGCACAGCAAUCGUCGCGAGUGUGCACUAUUUUAUAAAAUAUGCACAGAGAACAACAUUAAGCGUACACUUUUAUAUGCAAUGUAUUUGAUUUAAAAUAAACAUGCAAUUUCAAUUGAA